Molecule: messenger RNA, 1404 nt
Organism: Morchella importuna
Lineage: Eukaryota; Fungi; Ascomycota; Pezizomycetes; Pezizales; Morchellaceae
Exons: 2
Coding region: 1-1404 (467 amino acids)
Source: RefSeq, a predicted model, not a curated record
AUGUCGUCGUCUACUGUUCCUUCACAUCAGUACCACCCCCCACGGCAUCCGCACGCCAUCUCGCCCACAACUGCGAAACCUCCUAUAACCCCUCCGUCGUUUGCGACCGGUUACGUCUACCCCUCAUCUGCUGUUCCCACAACAGCAGCUUAUCGCUCGACUGGCCCACCUUCGAUUAUCUCAACAUCAUCCUCGCCCUCACCUCGCCUCAACCCUGGACUAGCUGCCGCCCGUCACGUCUCAAAGGCAGCCUCAAGACUGAAGCGCAGCCGAUCAGACAAUGCAAAAAAAUCGACAGAGCAGCUGGCAGACGAUGUUAUCGACGAAGGGUUCUUCUCGGGCCCCGGCUCACCGCCUCUGGAGCAGUACUACCCCCACCAUUCGGCAACCUCAGCUCACAAGGCACGUGGCAAGAUAAAGCCACUGCUCAAGAAGGUCAGUGGCUCGUCGCGUGGGAACUCGCUGGAUCUGUCAAGGUCGGAUGGGGGGCUCCCAGGUGGCGUCGGAUUGGGAAUCUUUGACAACGCAGGCGACUCAAGCGGGGUUGACGAGGAUUCGCCCUACUCCAACCGUCACAGACGCAACUUUUCCGGCACUAGCGGCAACUCGCCGUUGCUUGUUAAUGCACCCUUUGCACACCCUAAGCGACAGGUCCCCCGUCGCGGUGCAUACACGCCAGAGGUUUCACACUACAACACAUCCAACGAGUCGAGCGACGAGUCUGAUGAUGAGAGCAUAACCCGCCGCAACGUUCUGCAGGGAAGUGGUGGGGGCAGUAGGUCGAUCAAGGCAGGUUUACAGCUGAACACGGGCGGACGCAGCACUCCAAUGCUGCCCACUAGCAGCUUGACUGAUCUGCACAAUCGACGUAUCAGCACUAGCACCCUGACUACACCUCAACCAUCGCCAACCGGCAGCAGAGCUCCUUCAUUGAUGAGGUCUCGCAUCGGCCGCACAUCAUCCGAGACAACUCGCCGUGCAGUGCGCGAUCCGUCACCGGGAUUUGCAGCAUCAGUUACAGCAGCCCGUCUGGCUUGGGAGGCCAAGGAGGAGAAGAAGGAGGAGAAGAGGGAACGCAAGCGUAGGCGUUCAGAGGCAAAGGGAGAGGAGAGAUCACGUGCUACUUCUAGGUGUUCAGGCCGUGAAAGGGGCAACUCGGACGGCAGCAAGGGGACGGUCUGGGACGACGACGAAUUGCCAAACAGCUUCCCCGAGAAGGUGCUUGAGGAGGACUGCACGGAGGAGCGUGGGAGGCCAAGAGUUCAGGGUGCGGGGACCGGGACAGGGGGGAAGAGGUGGAGUGUCGGGAAGGAGAGGAGGCCCGGUUUCAAGAAGCGGUGGCUGGGCUUCGUGGUGUGGGUCAGGAUUGGCAUGGUGCGGAUGGGCAGGCGGCUAGGCUUCUAG